Messenger RNA from Drosophila hydei, 1379 nucleotides. It is a transcript of the gene sds22, whose product is annotated as protein phosphatase 1 regulatory subunit 7. Lineage: Eukaryota; Metazoa; Arthropoda; Insecta; Diptera; Drosophilidae. The transcript has a single exon. The record is from RefSeq and is a predicted model, not a curated record. Gene Ontology annotation, molecular function: protein binding. Bases 302 to 1294 code for a protein of 330 amino acids.
AAUUCAAUUUAAUUUAAACCUCAAUAUAUUUUAUAAAAACAAGAUAAACAUUUAAACAUUUAAUGCAGCUAACACGUUAUAUUAAUGUUAUUCACAACGUAAAAUAAGAAAUGCGCUAUUAUGAAUUGCAUACCAAGCGUAGUAGAUCCCUUGCCACACUGAUUGGCCAAUCUUUUGUACACUUUUACAACACUAAAUAAAAUUCGACAAAAAAACCAACAAGUAAAUCACCAAACAGGCCAGGCGGCAUUUAUAAUUUGUUAAAUUUGUAAAUAUAAUUAAGAAAACGUAAAGCAUUCUUAUGAGUAUGGCUGACGGCGACAAUGCAAUCCCGGUGAGUGGGGAAGCUAAGCCAACAGCCGGCAUGCAGAUAAUACCAGGAGAGCUGGUGGCUUCAAUCGAAGAAAUCGUUAUGAUUGAUCCCGAAUGCUACGAACUGGAUCUGAAUCAUCGUCGCAUCGAUAAGCUCGAGAAUUUCGAACCGUUGAAACAGAUCGAACGAUUGUAUCUGCGAUGGAACCUGAUCAAAAAGAUUGAAAACCUCGAUAUGCUAAAAACUCUUGUGGAACUGGAACUGUAUGACAACCAGAUUACAAAAAUUGAGAAUCUAGACAAGCUAGUUAACCUAGAAAUACUGGAUCUCAGCUUCAACCGUCUGACCAAAAUCGAGAACUUGGACAAGCUGCUCAAACUUGAAAAACUCUACUUUGUGGCCAACAAACUAACUGUCAUCGAGAAUGUCGGUAUGUUAACUAAUCUAACUAUGCUGGAGCUGGGCGACAACAAGCUGAAGAAAAUUGAGAACAUUGAGACAUUGGUAAAUCUUCGUCAGCUGUUUCUAGGCAAGAAUAAAAUAGGGAAAAUUGAAAAUCUCGACACGCUAGUCAACCUGGAGAUACUGAGUCUGCAGGCGAAUCGUAUUAUUAAGAUUGAGAACCUGGAUAAGCUGGUCAAUCUGAAGGAGCUUUACAUAUCAGAGAACGGCAUUGAAACUAUUGAGAAUCUGUCCGAGAACAAGAACCUGGACACGCUAGAUUUGGCCAAAAACAGAUUGAAGGUCAUUGGCAACUUGGAAGCGCUCGAACAACUCGAAGAGAUCUGGUUAAACGACAAUGGCAUCGACAACUGGAAAAAUCUCGAGGUGCUCAAGAUAAACAAAUCCUUGCAGACCAUCUACUUGGAGCACAAUCCCGUGGCAACAGAUGUACGCUAUCGCUCCAAGUUGCGCGACAUUCUUCCCCAGUUACAGAAAAUAGAUGCCACCCUCUGCGUGUUGCCAGGCACACAUGCGUAAUGUUCUGGAACAUGAGAAAUAUCGAAUCUAAUGGUUAUAUUAAACAAACAAAUUAAAUUAAUACCUAAAAUAUAUAUUCAAAAUU